UGUAUAUCUAUUAUUUUUUGGAAUGGUAUUAUUUCUCUAAGUUGAAACGGAAUAAUUACAAAACAAUAUAUUUGAACUUUUCCAGGGAAAGCCUUUCAAUAUGAGCAAAAAUUGGUUUUGUAACAGAGGUCUAUCACCUAUCACACAGCAUCCAAGAGAUGAAGAAAAAGAUAAGACUUCUGAAACAGUGAUUACUGAUUCACGUAAGGUGUCAUCUGUGGUUAAACAAAACAGCGACCACAGUGACUGCAACUCGGUAAUAUCUUCUACAUCCCCCAAGAUAUGCUGUACACCCCCAUCAUCAUCAAUAUCCGGUUUAUCAGAAAAUGUUCAUUGCAGUAACUUGUGCAAGGACUCUGAGUACAACGUUACCUCGAAUAACGAGAGCAUAGUGGAAGAUCCAGACCACCAAAGUGAAUCUAGCUCGUUCAUAUCUCUUACUUCGCCUAAUAUAUGCUGCACACCACCAUCAUCUUCUGUAAUUUCUGAUGCAGAAGAUGAAGAUUAUAGUCCCCACACUAGUGAAGAGGCUGAGGACGAGGAACUGGACAGGAGCGAUGAGGCCAGAGACAACUUACAUUCGGCAAGUGUCAAGAAGAAUGUUACUAUACAUGCAAAAGCUGAAUCAAUUCCCACCGCAGAAUGUGAUCAGUCUGCACCCAGUCAGUCUGGUUCUUCAUCAGUGAAUACUGGACUGUCAGGAAAGAAGAAAAAAGUUACAGUUUUCUGUUGUUUUUGUGAAUGUGAGGUUUUUCAUUUUCCACGUCAUUUGAAAAGAAACCAUACGAAUGAAAUUGAGGUACAAGAAUUUCUAGCUUUACCUGUUUUAAGCCGUAAAAGGCAACAACUGCUUUUUGCUCUAAGGAAAAAGGGUAAAUUUAUCAACUCUACGCCUUUGAGGGGAGAGGGGAUAAAACCUGUUAGAAAAGGUGCGGAAAAAACGGAAUAUCUUCCAUGCAUCCACUGUAUGGGUUACUAUUCUGCAAAGAACUUAUGGCGUCAUCGCAAACAAUGUGAUGCAAACCCGGAGAAGGGAUCGUCGGGCAAACGAUCACAGGCUUUAGGACAAACUCUGUUAUUGGGUAAUAUAAAGGUAGAUAUUGAGCUCAAAGUAAAAGUAUUUCCUCGCAUGAGACCUGACAAAGUUUCAUUGGUUGCGAAAAAUGAUAAAUUAAUAUGUGCGUUUGCUUCCCGAUAUCUGAAACUCCAUAGGGAGCUACAUUUUGUCCAAGUCGUUUCUAGGAAAAUGAGAGAAUUGGCUCGACUUCUAAUGGAGAUAAAAAAAUUAGAUUUGUCUGUGGUUACCCUAUUUGAUGCUCUAAAACCACACAAAUAUGACAUACUUGUGAAAGCAACUAAAUUAACAUCAGGAUAUGAUGACGAAAGCCAAACUUAUAAAUCCCCCACAUAUGCUAUGAACAUGGGUACAACCUUAAAACAAUGUUGCGAUGUGGCUCUUUUACACGUUCUAAAAAAAUCUAAGUCACUGCCAACAGUAGAUAAUGCAAACGUUGAGGCAGAUAUAAAAACAUGCAUCCAACUCAUAGAGGCAAAUUGGCGAUUCGAUAUUUCAACCAAUGCUGCUAAUGACCUCAACCUAAAAAAAUGGAAUAAGGUCACUUUGGUACCGUUAGCUACUGAUCUCAAACUAUUGAAGGAUUACCUCAUGAAAGUAGCUGCAAAUCAGGUAUCAAUGCUACAAAAAAAUCCAAGCAAUGAAAAAGCAUACACGUCUUUACUCGAGACAGUUUAUUGUAGGUUGCUUUUAUUAAAUAGGAGGCGGCCUGGAGAACUACAACGACUUCCCAUACAUGUUUACAAAUCCGCUAUAUCUGAGGAACACAAUCAAGCCUAUGAGGAGUUUUCAGAAGCAAUAACAGAAACCGAGAGAAUUCUAAUGAGAUCUUUCAAACGAAUAGUAAUCCGUGGAAAAAGAGGCAGAGGUGUUCCAGUUCUUAUAAGCAAGGAUGUACAGGAUCACUUGAAUCUAAUACUAGAGUGUAGAGAUAAUAUUCAGACGGUGUCGAACAUAUAUCUUUUCGGUAAACCUAACUCCCAAGAACCCAUUAUUGGUUACAAGGUAAUCAAAAAGUAUGCGUCGUUAUGUCAAGCGAAAAAUCCGCAUGCUCUGACUAGCACCCGUCUGAGAAAGCACUUGGCAACCUUGACUCAAUUGUUCAACAUGUCAGAAAAUGACAUGGAACAACUCGCAUCUUUUAUGGGACAUACACUAGGUAUCCACCGUGCAUCAUACCGAUUACCAGAUGACGUCUACCAAACGGCUAGACUCUCCAAGAUUUUGACGUUGAUGGAGAAGGGCGAGGCAGGUCAUUUCAAAGGAAAAUCCCUGGACGAAAUUAAUUUGAAUCUAGACGAGAAUUUGAUAUCAGAAGCGCAGCAGGAUGAUAACCACCCAGAGCCUCUAUGCCAAUAUGAAGAUAUCCAAGAACCGCAUCCAGAUCCGGAAUCUCAGCAAGUGGAUAUAACGUUACCAAAGAAAAAGUCCAGGGUUCUAGUUCCUUGGACUGAAGAUCAGAAAAAUUUAGUCUUGGUUCACUUUGGAAAUCACAUUAAAUCUAAGAGGGCCCCAAAAAAGGCUGAAUGCGAUAACCUCAUCGCAAGUCAUACUGAAUUAUUACAUAAUAAGGACUGGCUAAAAAUCAAAGUUUUCAUCCAGAACCAGUACCGAAAGAAAAAAUGA
This is a messenger RNA of Acanthoscelides obtectus, 2701 nucleotides long. The record is from the annotation of a GenBank genome assembly. Lineage: Eukaryota; Metazoa; Arthropoda; Insecta; Coleoptera; Chrysomelidae.